GUCUACCUCGACUACAACGCCACCACCCCGAUCUUCCCCGAGGUGGCCGCCGCGAUGGAACCGUUCCUCUGGGAGCACUUCGGCAACCCCUCCUCGGGACACGCGUUCGCGGCGCCGUGCCGCGACGCGAUCCACAAGGCUCGCGGACAGGUCGCCUCGAUGUUGGGCUGCGACCCGACCGAGGUGGUGUUCACGUCGUGCGGGUCCGAGAGCGAUAACCACGCAAUCGCAUCCGCCGUGGACUUGUUCGUCGCGAAGAAUCGCUCCUCCGACUCAAAGCCAAAAGCGAUGAUGAAUAAGCCUCACGUCGUGUCCACCGCCGUCGAGCACCCGGCGAUCCUCGAGUACCUCGCCGCCAAGGCAAAGGCGAACGAACUGACGUACGACCUGGUUCCGGUGAACGAGGAAGGUUUGGUGGACCCGAAGGCGGUUGCGGCGAAAGUGAGGUCGGACACGUGUAUGGUCACGGUGAUGCACGCGAACAACGAGACGGGCGCGAUCCAGCCCGUCGCCGAAUGCGCGCGGCUGGCGCGGGAGAAGAACGAGGACGUGUUGAUCCACACCGACGCCGCGCAGUCGUGCGGCAAGAUACCGGUCAAGGUGAACGACUUGGGCGUGGACAUGUGCACCGUCGUCGGUCACAAGAUUGGCGCGCCCAAGGGCGUCGCCGCGCUCUACGUCGCGUCCGCGGCACCCUUCUCGAAGCUUCUACACGGCGGUGGGCAAGAGUCCGGGCGCCGCGCGGGCACCGAGAACGUCCUCGAAAUCGUCGGCCUCGGCGCCGCGUGCGAGCUCGUUGAGCGAGAAAAGGACAUCCUCCCCUCGCACAUGUCCGCGAUGCGAGACGAACUUUCACGCAGGCUCGCGAGCGGGCUCGGCGGCGACGACGGCUCCGGCGUCCGCGUCAACGGCCCACGCGACGACGCCAAGCGCUUACCAAACACCCUCAGCGUCGGUAUCAAGGGCGUCUCCGCGUCGCAGCUGCUGGACGUGCUCAAGGACGACGUCGCGGCGUCCGCGGGUGCGGCGUGUCACUCGGGUGAAGCCGCGGCGAGCGUGAGCGCGGUUUUGAGCGCGAUGGCGGUGCCGGAGGAGUACGCCAUCGGGACGCUGCGGCUGAGCGUUGGGAGGCACACGUGCCCGGCGGACGUGGAG
Molecule: messenger RNA, 1155 nt
Organism: Micromonas commoda
Lineage: Eukaryota; Viridiplantae; Chlorophyta; Mamiellophyceae; Mamiellales; Mamiellaceae
Exons: 1
Biological process (GO): iron-sulfur cluster assembly
Cellular component (GO): cytosol; mitochondrion
Molecular function (GO): cysteine desulfurase activity
Source: RefSeq, a predicted model, not a curated record